AUGGGGCUGGUAGAAGCACGCCGUACUACCUCUGGACCAAGUUGUGUCGAGGUCCGCAGGCGAUCUUUGGGGCUUCAUCCGGGUAUGUGGUCUAGAAGCUGCGAAGUACGAUCAAACAUCAUUAACGCGUCGCAGAAGGUGAACGUGCCAGACGUCUUAGCGCAGAAUGCAGACGUUACCUUUGCUGCUCACGGCCCUCCAACGUCGCUUCGAUAUCGAGCGGGAGAUAGACAUUUCUGGUCUUUUACGAUGAAGUAUUACUUCUUAAACAACGGUCAACCAGGCGUUUAUGAAGGUCAAGUAUCUGGGCCUUUCCAUGAACGGGAAUAUAAUCUCCACAUCUGUCGAAGAACAGCUAUUGUUGCCUUGGGUCUCAGUGCCAACAGCACCACCAAAGGUGCGGAUGACGCUGCUGCUUCGUAUCCUUGGAUAGCGCUCAUUCUAUCUUGCAAUCAGCAAUGGGACGGGGAAAGGCCUCGAUUCUUGAGUGGCGCUGAAGCUUUAUUAUGGGCUGUUAAUCAGGAAGUCAGCUGGGUUAGGCGCAGCUUGCGGCACGUCUCGAACCAAAUAGCCUCGCUGGCUGACGAAUUCCUAUUCAACCGGGCGUAUCGUGACUCUCUCUUAUUCGAGGACGAGGGCUACACAAACCCCCGUACCUACUUCUGGGCCCUCCAGUCACUAAGGGCCGUAAACGACUGUAUUAGUUCCUUAAUUUCUGCUUGGGAUAUCUACGACAAAUCUUCUUUGCUGGAUUUAUGCCAAGGCGAAUUCUCUCUCCCCGACUACAAUCCGACGGAUUCGAACACCGAUAAUUCAGCUAAAAUGCCUAGGUUGUACCUACAACAGAUAGAAAAGCAAAUGUCGAAGCUAAAGGAACUGCAAGCAACCAACAUCGCAAAGCAAGAGGAGAUCAAGUCACUACGAGACGGGAAGCAAUUGCUGAUAUACAUAUCGAUGGUCUUCCUACCUGCCAGCUUCGUUACGUCUGUUUUUGGCAUGGACAUCCUCAGCUUAAUAGUCAAUAUCAAAGAUUUUGCAGUUGUUUUUAGCGUCAUUUGCGGCAUGACCUACGUGGUCAUAGUUGUACUCAGGUUGGAUGGUAUUGUCCAUCUUCUGGCAUGCAUACGGGAACCACGGGGGAAACCAAAUACUCUAACACCUAGUGCAUCGACCAAACAAUCAUGGCCAAGCUGGCGCUUCUGGCCACGACGCAGCCGGGCAACCCUACCCUUUUCUGCAUCCCUGACGUGGCUUCAAGCAUGCCGGAAUCUUGAGAAACGGGCGAACGCCCCUAGUGAUGCGAGUAAGGAGGACGGUCGAUCCGCUCUGGACAUAGGUACAUGUGGCGCAGCUCAUAAGAUCGCCACUUGA
Messenger RNA from Lindgomyces ingoldianus, 1371 nucleotides. RefSeq lists its product as uncharacterized. The transcript is spliced from 8 exons. The record is from RefSeq and is a predicted model, not a curated record. Lineage: Eukaryota; Fungi; Ascomycota; Dothideomycetes; Pleosporales; Lindgomycetaceae. The coding region runs from base 1 to 1371 and encodes 456 amino acids.